This is a messenger RNA of Lipotes vexillifer (Yangtze River dolphin), 1952 nucleotides long. RefSeq names its product protein O-glucosyltransferase 1 (gene POGLUT1). The transcript has 11 exons. The record is from RefSeq and is a predicted model, not a curated record. Lineage: Eukaryota; Metazoa; Chordata; Mammalia; Artiodactyla; Lipotidae. Gene Ontology annotation, cellular component: endomembrane system. Gene Ontology annotation, biological process: positive regulation of Notch signaling pathway; protein O-linked glycosylation. Bases 68 to 1246 code for a protein of 392 amino acids. Gene Ontology annotation, molecular function: UDP-glucosyltransferase activity; UDP-xylosyltransferase activity.
CUUUGUGCGGGGCUGCGCUUCCGCCCGCUCGCGCUGCAGCCUGGACCCGGGAGUGGGAGGGCUGGCGAUGGAGCGGUGGGUGCGCUCCCAGCUUCGGUUGUGGCUGCUGUUGCUACUCCUGCCCCCGGUGCCGGGCUGCCAAAAGGAGUCAGGUUCAAAAUGGAAAGUAUUUAUUGACCAAAUUAACAGGGCUUUGGAGAUUUAUGAACCAUGUUCAAGUCAAAACUGCAGCUGCUACCAUGGUGUCAUAGAAGAGGAUCUGACCCCUUUCCGAGGAGGUAUCUCCAGGAAGAUGAUGGCGGAGGUAGUCAGACGGAAGCUAGGGACCCACUAUCAGAUCAUUAAGAACAGAUUAUACCGAGAAAAUGACUGCAUGUUCCCCUCAAGGUGUAGUGGUGUUGAACACUUUAUUUUGGAAGUUAUUGGGCGCCUCCCUGACAUGGAGAUGGUGAUCAAUGUACGAGAUUAUCCUCAGGUUCCUAAAUGGAUGGAGCCUGCCAUUCCAGUCUUCUCCUUCAGUAAGACAUCAGAGUACCAUGAUAUCAUGUAUCCUGCUUGGACAUUUUGGGAAGGAGGACCCGCUGUUUGGCCAAUAUAUCCUACCGGUCUUGGACGGUGGGACCUCUUCAGAGAAGACCUGGUAAGGUCAGCAGCACAGUGGCCAUGGAAAAAGAAAAAUUCCACAGCAUAUUUCCGAGGAUCAAGGACAAGUCCAGAACGAGAUCCUCUCAUUCUCCUAUCUCGGAAAAAUCCAAAACUUGUUGAUGCAGAAUACACCAAAAACCAGGCCUGGAAAUCUAUGAAAGAUACCUUGGGAAAGCCAGCUGCUAAGGAUGUCCAUCUUGUGGAUCACUGCAAAUACAAGUAUCUGUUUAAUUUUCGGGGUGUAGCUGCAAGUUUCCGGUUAAAACACCUCUUUCUGUGUGGUUCACUUGUUUUCCACGUCGGUGACGAGUGGCUGGAAUUCUUCUAUCCACAGCUGAAGCCGUGGGUUCACUAUAUCCCAGUCAAAACAGAUCUCUCCAAUGUUCAGGAGCUGUUGCAGUUUGUAAAAGCAAAUGAUGAUGUAGCUCAAGAAAUUGCUGAAAGGGGAAGCCAGUUUAUUCUGAACCACUUGCAGAUGGAUGACAUCACCUGUUACUGGGAGAACCUGUUGACUGAAUACUCUAAAUUCCUGUCCUAUAAUGUAACAAGAAGGAAAGGCUAUGAUCAGAUUAUUCCCAAAAUUUUGAAAACUGAACUCUAGUAGUCAUCAUUGAGCCAUAGUCCUGUCUAUGGCAGCAGAUCUCAGACAUCCUGUGGUGAGAAGCUCACUGUAAGUGUGACACCUAUACCUUGGAUACUAUUACCAAGCCAAAUAUCUGGUUUUCCUUAUCAUGCUGCACCAAGAGCAACUUUCGAGAAAGAUCCAAAAUAUGUUUAAUAUAGAUAUGAAGCAGCUCAACGCUUUGGCUGAAUAAGGACCAGAAAUCAUGAGAUGUGGGUUUUGAACCUGAUUCUGCCUUUCAUUUUCUUAGGACCAAUCACAGCUUGUGCCUCAGAUCAUCCACAUGUGUAUGUCCCUCACUUUGGAACUGACUGUGCGCGACUGUGCCCAUGGGAUGAUGCCCUUUGUCUCAUUGUUUGGAGUAGAAAGUCAAUCCUUUGGAACUAGUACAACUCAUCACUGCAGUUCUGCAGUUAUUCUACACUUGAUUUCUGUCGCUAUAUUUCAAUGUAGAAAGCCCUUUAGGGUUUGUGAAAAAUACUUGGGGAUUAUUUCCUAAAAGGUCUAAGGAAGCAAUAGUGUGCCAUGCCAUGAUGUAGGAGCUCUCUUCUGUAAAAGCCUAAACUCUUUGGUACUCAGGAGAUUUCUAUAAAGCCACGUAGAAGGGGGCCAAUUGCAUGAGCAAUUUUUGCAAUUGGAUUUCAAGUUCCCUUUAUGUACCUUCACACCCUUCUUUAUGUUCUCU